UUCAACAAUUUAAGGAUCCGAUCCUCUGCGCACGAAUCCCAGUAUAGGACUCAUAGACCUCACUCAAAACAUAGCGCGUAUUCUUUGCGCUAGUUCCCACGGAAGCUUGCAGCAGUUAGCAACAAUGGCGGAAGAAGAGGAAGAAGAUUACAUGGGAGACCUUUCUCAUUUCAUUCCUCCAGAAGCUUCUUCUAUUCCCCCUAAUCCCUCUUAUAAACCGGCAUCAAGAUCAAAUAAGCAUGUAGUUUCGAACUCUUCAAACAAGAAACGUAAGGUGUUAAAUUGGCAAGAACGCAAAAAGCUCAAGAGAGAGAAGAAGCAGAUUGAAGAGGACCAGAAAACUCUAGUUAACUUAGAGUCGGCAAUUCCUGAGACCAACAUUGGGUUCAAGAUGUUGAAACAAAUGGGAUAUACUCCUGGAUCAGCAUUAGGCAAGGAAGGCUCGGGUAUGUCUGAACCCGUGGGGCUGGAAAUCAGAAGGGGGCGUGCCGGGAUUGGGAAGGAAGAUGAUAAGGUAGAGAAGAUGAGGAGGGAAAUGGAGAAGGCCGACAGGGAUAGAAGGAGAGAAGUAGAGCUAAUGGAAACUUUUGAAUCUCACCUGAAGGAGCGAUGGAAGGAAAAGAGGAUCGUCAGCAAUUUUCACAAGGCUGAGGCAGUACUGGCUCAGUUAGAGAAUAGGGAGGUAGUAGAGGAGAAAAAGGAAGAAGAGGAUGAAGAAAAGGAAGAGGAAGAACUGAUCACUGAAGAGGAUUUGCUCAACACAUUGAUGAAACUGAGAGAUGAAUAUCAUUACUGUCUUUUUUGUGGAUGUCAGUAUGAGUCAACCGAGGCGCUGCUAUCUAACUGCCCCGGGGUAGCUGAGGAGGACCACUAAAUGCCAUCUCCCAAUUGGCCUCAGCAGCAAGACCUUAAAAAGAAAUUUAAAACCCUCCUAAACAUAUGGAAAAUUCCAGGGAUGAUAGGAGCAACAUCCAUUGCCCUAAUCAUGCAUCUCGGCAAACAAGAGCUCAGAAUGACAAUUGUUUUCGCACUUGACUGAUUCCUUUCAGGCGAAUGUGGAUUCUCAAGAGAGAGAAAUCAGAAUCCUCAGACAACAUUGGUGCAUCUCCCAUUGCAUGGAAUUGCAUUUGUUGAGCCAGGACCUUUAUAGCACGCUAUGGAUGGCAGCUGGAUAUCAAGAUGUGUUCAUGUAAUACAUAGCUGUUGAUUGAAGUUGUAGCUAUUCUUCAUAUGUUGAUUGCCUUGUAAUGUUAGCACUGUCAUAUUCGAUUGCUCCAAAGGUCGUAUAAGCUUAGCUUCCCAUGAAUUUUUUUUGUGGUACACCACACACUAUCUUGUCUGUUCAGCAGCAGUCUCCGCAUCAGCUGGGGUGAUCCUGGACUCAUACCGGGAUGGGGCUGUUAAAAAAAUUAAGGAGUGUACAAAAAUAUGAAGAGAGUGUUAUUGCUCAUAUUCCAAUUGUGCACCUCGCUUAUUCUGGCUCUUUGGUUUAGGAUGGAUCCAGACUCAACUGCUUGUAGUAUAAAUAUAAUGAUUAGUCAAUGUAAACUAAGAGAAGUA
Molecule: messenger RNA, 1560 nt
Organism: Nicotiana tabacum (common tobacco)
Lineage: Eukaryota; Viridiplantae; Streptophyta; Magnoliopsida; Solanales; Solanaceae
Cellular component (GO): kinetochore
Molecular function (GO): nucleic acid binding
Source: RefSeq, a predicted model, not a curated record